AUGCCCAGAAUACUGUGUGUGGCGGAGAAGCCAUCCAUAUCCAAAGCCGUCGCCGGCCAUCUGUCGGGAGGGCAGCUUCAGACGCGCAACACUCAGAACAAAUACAUCAAAAAUUACUGUUUCGAAUUCGAUUUUGGUCCGCCAUGGGGCAAUUGCAGCGUGACCAUGACCGCUGUCACCGGGCAUCUCACCAGCACAGACUUCAAUUCUGGCUACAAAAACUGGAGCUACCCACCCCCCGUCACAUUAUUUGGUGCCCCCAUUACCACAUUUGUUUCGAAUGACAAGGGAAACGUUGCCAAGAACAUCGAGGAGCAGGCAAGGUACUGCAGAGCCCUGUUCAUUUGGACAGAUUGUGACCGUGAAGGGGAGCACAUUGGAGGUGAGAUCCGGGAUGCGGCCAAGAAAGGCAACCCUCAAAUCGAGGUCAAACGGGCUCAAUUCAGCAACAUCGAAAGGGCUCAUAUUCUCAAUGCGGCUCGCCACUUGAGAGACCUCGAUCAGAGGCAAGUGGAUGCUGUCCAGGCCAGAAUCGAAUCGGAUCUGCGGACUGGAUACGCCUUUACUCGGUUCCUCACCAACAGUUUACGCUCGCUCGGUGGACCCAUUCAAAACGCCAUGAUCAGCUAUGGGUCUUGUCAAUUUCCCACCCUGGGCUUCGUUGUAGAUCGGUACUUCAAGGUACAGAACUUUGUGUCAGAAGACUUCUGGGGUAUCAAGGUGACACACAAGAAAGACGGCCUCAGCGUCACUUUCAACUGGGAGCGACACCGUCUCUUUGACAGGCCCACAGUCAUUAUUCUUUACGAGAGAUGCCUAAGCGCAAAGCAAGCAAAGGUUGUCAAGGUCCAGGAGAAGCCCACCAAGAAGUGGAAGCCCCUGCCCCUGACGACUGUCGAGCUUCAGAAAAUGGCAACCAGAUUCCUGCGGAUGACGGGUCAGCAGGCUCUCACUGUGGCCGAGAGCCUAUACAACCGUGGCUUCAUCAGCUACCCGAGAACGGAGACGGACCAGUUCGACAAGGGCAUGAACCUCCGGGAACUUGUCCGAAAGCAAACACAGGACAACCGCUGGGGACAAUUUGCCCAGGACCUGGUGGAUAACUCUUUUCAACAGCCGAGAAAUGGCCGCCACAACGACAAAGCCCAUCCUCCGAUCCACCCUAUCAGUUACGCAGCUCCUUCCGUGCUAAACGACCAAGAAAAGUCUCUGUACGAAUUUGUAACCCGUCGGUUCCUUGCAUGCUGCUCCGAAGAUGCCAAAGGCACCGCUACGGAUGUGGACAUCUUGUACGGGGACGAGGGCUUCCAUGCUCACGGAGUCAUUGUCUUGGAGCGCAAUUACCUCGACGUGUAUCCUUACGAAAACUGGACAAACACGGCCGAGCUGCCCAAGUUCACAGUGGGAGAGGUGUUCGAGCCUACGGAGGCGAUGAUGACCGAGGGUAAGACGACGCCGCCAGGAUACCUAACGGAGGCGGAUCUCUUGGCUUUGAUGGAUGCGAACGGCAUUGGCACGGAUGCCACGAUGGCAGAGCACAUCGAGAAGAUCCAGACGCGGGAGUACGUCCAGGCCGUAGAUCGAGCACAGCCGGCGGCGGGCGGUGGAGAAGAUGAAGAAGCAGAUGCACCGGCCACCAGAGGCGGACGUGGGGGUCGUGGGAGCCGAGGCGGUCGAGGCAGCCGUGGUGGCAGGGGAGGUCGAGGCGGAGCCGCGAGGGGCGGAGGCGGCGGCAGAUCCGUGAAGGUUUUCGUACCGACACAGCUUGGCGUCGCUCUCAUCGAGGGGUUCGACAGGAUGAACUUCCAGACGAGCCUCGCGAAGCCGUUCCUGCGCAAGGAGAUGGAGAUCAAGAUGAAGGCGAUCUGCGAGGGCAGAACCUCCAAGGAGGACUUCCUGCGGGACAACCUGCAGCAGUACCGCGCGGUCUUUGACCAGUCGACGGAGCAGCUGGAUGUGCUCAAAGCAGCUUGCAGACAGUACAUGUUCCAGGGCGCCGCUGGGUGA
Messenger RNA from Diaporthe citri, 2007 nucleotides. RefSeq lists its product as uncharacterized. The coding region runs from base 1 to 2007 and encodes 668 amino acids. Gene Ontology annotation, cellular component: nucleus. Gene Ontology annotation, molecular function: DNA binding; DNA topoisomerase type I (single strand cut, ATP-independent) activity. NCBI's taxonomy places the organism in Eukaryota, Fungi, Ascomycota, Sordariomycetes, Diaporthales, Diaporthaceae. The record is from RefSeq and is a predicted model, not a curated record. The transcript has 6 exons. Gene Ontology annotation, biological process: DNA topological change.